AUUUUGUUGUAAUUCCGCAAUUCCAUUUUUUUUGAAAUUUUUUUAAAAUUCCCCUGUUAUUGGUAACACGUAUUCCCCUAAAGGACCAAACUAGUGACUUUCUUUUUGUGUCAAACGUCAACGAGGAAGCACGAUGAAGCAAAUCGUGACAAGUCAAACGGUGAAAAUCCCGGAAGGAAUCACCGUACAUGCUAAAUCGCGUCUAAUUACCGUCAAAGGCCCUCGUGGGGUCUUAAAACGGUCUUUCAAGCAUCUCGCUGUUGACAUUCGUAUGAUCACUCCGAGACUUCUCAAAGUUGAGAAAUGGUUUGGAACCAAGAAGGAAUUGGCUGCGGUACGCACAGUGUGCUCUCAUGUUGAGAAUAUGUUGAAGGGGGUAACUAAAGGUUAUCAGUAUAAAAUGAGAGCCGUGUACGCCCAUUUCCCCAUCAAUUGUGUCACCACUGAGAAUGACUCUGUUAUUGAAAUUAGAAAUUUCUUAGGAGAGAAAUAUAUCAGGAGAGUUAAAAUGGCACCAGGAGUGACAGUUAAAAAUUCAGCCAAACAAAAGGAUGAAUUGAUUAUUGAAGGCAAUUCACUUGAAGACGUGUCCAGGUCUGCUGCCCUAAUCCAACAAUCAACAACCGUCAAAAACAAGGAUAUUCGUAUGUUUUUGGAUGGUUUAUACGUUUCAGAGAAAACAACUGUUGUGCAAGAAGAAUAAUCUUGCAUUUAAUAAAUUUGUACAAUAAGG
Molecule: messenger RNA, 733 nt
Organism: Tribolium madens (black flour beetle)
Lineage: Eukaryota; Metazoa; Arthropoda; Insecta; Coleoptera; Tenebrionidae
Gene: RpL9
Product: 60S ribosomal protein L9
Exons: 3
Coding region: 134-703 (189 amino acids)
Biological process (GO): cytoplasmic translation
Cellular component (GO): ribosome; cytosolic large ribosomal subunit
Molecular function (GO): structural constituent of ribosome; rRNA binding
Source: RefSeq, a predicted model, not a curated record